AUGCAUAAUCUGCCCCUCAAUUGUGUUAAACCCUUUGAAAUGUGUGGCAAACAAUGUGUGACAUUCAGGGGUAGAUCGGGUGCUGUCCACGUGUUGUCCGCCUAUUGUUCACAUUUGAGCGCAAAUCUCGGUGUCGGCGGACAUGUGGUGACUGAGUCAGAGUCGGGCGACGACUGUAUUCAGUGUCCAUUCCAUGGCUGGAGGUUUGGCGGAAAGGAGUCUGAGUUAAAUACAGUGAAAGCUGUGGUAAAGAAAUGGCAGACAAUAGAGAAGAAUGAAGUGAUAUAUGUUUGGCACCACUCGGAGGACUCGGUCCCCAAUCAUAAUCUCCAGGAUUUUCUCGGAAACAACUAUCGGAGUUCUUUUAGACCUAUAGCUAUCCAUAAGUGUAUCACAAACACAAACAAUAAGCCCGUCAGUGGACACGCACUGCCGCCGAAUUGCAAAUACCGGUACGAAUACUUCGGAUGCAAUGAAUGGUUGGCCGGCAAAGACCUGAUGGACACUCACUUCCGACUCCCAUCUCUAUGCAAAAGGCGAUCACUUUUGACCACACAUUUGACGCCAAUUAUGACAAAAGCAAAGACCCGAACGCUGGGCAGAAGACAAUGA
Messenger RNA from Medioppia subpectinata, 612 nucleotides. NCBI's taxonomy places the organism in Eukaryota, Metazoa, Arthropoda, Arachnida, Sarcoptiformes, Oppiidae. The record is from the annotation of a GenBank genome assembly.